AAGGACGCUUUCCCUCUUUAACAAACAUGGACGCUCCCGUCAGGAUGCGUACGUGGAACUGUGCCACCAGAGGAGUUUUAUGUCAGUGGGUGGCAUUUUUUCUAGUUUUAAUUAACACUGUAAAUGAAACUUUUGCGGCUCCGGAGAGGGGGGUUUGGACGAGGACCCUUGUUAAUACCUCAAGACCACUGCUAUUAAAGAAAUCCAUGUUUAGAGACACAGAUGUUGAAUUGACAGUUUUGUCAAUUUUUUGCCCUGAGGAGAUGACCUUCACUAUACACUGGCUUUUAAAAUAUUACCCCUGUCACAAUGAAUUUAACAAUAUUGACGAGAUGUAUGACAGGACGCCUCUGAGUCGUGGGGAGAGCCUGGAUCCAAACCCCCUCGGACAGGGAGAGUACAUCGAGCACAGACACAGCCCCAUCACGUGUCCAAGCAGGCUGAACUUCUAUCCAAUGCUCAAAAAAGCCAAAGCAGAGCCCCGUCCAGCCAGUCCACCUGCUGAGAACCAAGUCCUUGAUGAAAACCACAUAAAAUGGAUUACUGAGGAGUACGAGAGCAGCGGCACCACAAAAAAUAGCAGUGUGGGCAUCAGAGAUGAUGUUGUAGCCACGACAUGGAGAGACGGGCCUUACCUGCUUGUUGUUAAGAUUGUGUCCAAUAAAGAGGAGACCAACUGGAAUUUCACAGUUAACGUGGAGAUGAAAGGCAGCCACGGCUACAUUUCUAUCACUGAAUGGCCUCUCAUGAUUUUCUACAUGGUCAUGUGCGUGGUGUACAUCCUGUACGCGCUGCUGUGGUUCAUCUGGGCCGCCUGCUACUGGAAGGAUCUGCUGAGGAUCCAGUUCUGGAUAGCAGGGGUCAUAUUCCUGGGGAUGGUGGAGAAGGCCGUCUUCUGUGCCGAAUACGAAAACACUAAUGCUCUCGGAUCAGCUUCUCCAGGCCUGCUGAUCUUUGCUGAGUUGGUCUCCGCCCUCAAAAGGACUUUGGCUCGAUUGCUUGUCAUCAUUGUCAGCCUGGGGUAUGGAAUUGUAAAGCCUCGACUAGGGACUGUGAUGCACAGGGUCGUGGUCCUUGGAGUCCUUUACUUUGCCUUUGCUAGCAUUGAAGGUGUCCUUAGAAUUACAGGGGCGAAAGAUUCUGACUUGGCCCUGCUCGCCAGCAUCCCCUUGGCUCUGCUUGAUUCUUCUUUAUGCUGGUGGAUCUUUGUCAGCCUGGCACAAACCAUCAAGACUCUGAAGCUGAGGAGAAACCCUGUGAAGUUGUCUCUCUACAGACACUUCACAAACACAUUAAUAUUUGCAGUUAUCGUGUCUAUCAUUUUCAUGGGUUGGACGACGAAAAAGUUUCGAUUAGCAGAUUGCCAAUCAGACUGGGUUGAGCUGUGGGUGGAGGAUGCGUUCUGGAGGUUCUUGUUCUCCGUCAUCCUGCUGGCCAUCAUGUUUUUAUGGAGGCCUUCUGCAAACAACCAAAGGUACGCGUUCACACCUCUCAUUGAUGACUCCGACGAUGAGGAUGUUGAGGAGUUCAUCGCCUCGGGAAACAUUGCUGAUGGUAUAAAGUUGCGAUCAUCUAAAACAGAAACAAAUGGUUCAGCAAAGCUUGCAGAAACAAAUCCAGAUGAAGACUUGAAAUGGGUGGAGGAUAACAUUCCUAGCUCUCUCACUGAUGUAGCUCUCCCAGUCCUGCUCGACUCAGACGAGGAAAUCAUGACGACCAAGUAUGAGAUGUCAAAGAUUGAGUGAAGGAACCGUCGACCCAUCUGCUGACAAGGAGGGAGAACACUACAUCUGCCCCCGUCUGUCUAGGAUUUCCUGCCGGAUGGUGGUGGAGUGCCAUUUCGUGUUUUUUUUUCUUUUUUUUUUCUUUUCUUUUCGGAGGAAUCCUGACUUCACAGGUUGAUGCAGCAACAGCUUCACAGGGACCUUCACUAAUGUUCCUCAUCUCUUUUAAGUGUACCAGACUUUCUCGUCACCGACCACAAGGUUCCCCAUUUCCCUCGUCGGAUCAGUUUUGAUCUUUCCAAAGAAGGUGUUUGCUUUUAUGUAAAACUGUGUAUUUAUUUUAGUGAUGUUUAUAUACGUUUAUUAUGUGAGCGAUUUAACAGUGGGCUUCGUGCAAAAACAUACUCUCAAAUCUACAUCCGAUGUUAUCUUGGGAAUAUGCAGAUGUUAUUGGUGGAUUAUAAUAACUAAGAUGAUUAUACAUGACGGGGAAAAAUGAUCAAAAGCAUCUUUUCAUCGGUAUAUAGCUGAAAGUGAUUUAUCAAAAUUAUUUUUUGGAGCCAGAGGACAACAUUUUUUUUACUACUUUGUGAUCUUUCUUUAUGCACACACAUCGAUCAGCCAGAAUAUUGAUGAGCACCCCCCCCUGUUACCACCCUGACCAGUCAGGCAGCUUCUGGGGGCGGCAUGUGGGGCGGGGUCUCCAUGGAUCGGGAUUUCACCUGCUAGAUGUAGCUAGAUCCCAUCAGAUGGGAAUCUUGGGAGUUUGAAGGCUGAGUGAACCUCUCAGACUCUUUGUUUUGUUCUCUGGCUUCUUCCUAAACAGCUUUUGCAAAGCCCACUUGUGUCCUGCUGGAGCAGGCUGGAUGCAGGCAUCAUGUCUGAUCAGUGUAUAUACUUAAGGAACCGAGAAGUUGAGAACGUAAGGAAGUCCAGUAAACCCUGUAUAUUUUCCAUGUGAGUGUGUCUGAAAAACUCUGUUUUUACCAGAAUUUAAAGGAAAUGGCAACUUUGAAAACUGAAACACUGUAACUUUGAAUAGAUUAUUUGCUAUUAUGCACUUUUGAGAUAAAAGCCGUGCCUACAUGUCAUUUCUGUGUGAGGCCUAAUGUGUUCAGUUACUGAGAACAGCGUGAAUCAAAGUGUCUUUAAUGUCUCAGAUUGAAACGACGUCCUGAGCUCGGUGGAGGUGUGUGAGUGAAGAAGCUUUUGUAAAAAUAUAUAAUUAAAGUACAACUGGGUUAGUUCACUACUGUAGGAGUCGGGUCUGACUGGUGCGUGCAUGUGGGUGGUCAGACUUUGUCUUCUGAAAAUACUGAGCAAUAUGCUGUAUGCCUGUUGACGCACAGUUAAGUGAUUCCAUUAUUUAUUUGUGUUUCAAGUGUACUUAUUCCUUUACCACGUUUACUGUUGGUGUGUUUACAUGUGCUCCCAUCUUUUGUUGUGUCUGUUUAAACUGCACAAUCUUAAAAUGUAGGUGAAAUGCAGCUUUUCUCUUUGUAUAUUUCUUUGAUUAAAAAAAUACUUUUUAUCAGAUUCA
Messenger RNA from Cololabis saira (Pacific saury), 3264 nucleotides. It is a transcript of the gene tmem87b, whose product is annotated as transmembrane protein 87B. The coding region runs from base 27 to 1745 and encodes 572 amino acids. NCBI's taxonomy places the organism in Eukaryota, Metazoa, Chordata, Actinopteri, Beloniformes, Belonidae. Gene Ontology annotation, cellular component: Golgi apparatus; membrane. The record is from RefSeq and is a predicted model, not a curated record. Gene Ontology annotation, biological process: retrograde transport, endosome to Golgi. The transcript is spliced from 19 exons.